This is a messenger RNA of Penicillium lagena, 846 nucleotides long. RefSeq names its product sulfotransferase family protein. The record is from RefSeq and is a predicted model, not a curated record. The transcript has 2 exons. Lineage: Eukaryota; Fungi; Ascomycota; Eurotiomycetes; Eurotiales; Aspergillaceae. Bases 1 to 846 code for a protein of 281 amino acids.
AUGCCCUCGAUCACCAGAGCUGUAUAUUCACUGCCAGAGCUCCCGCGACAACGAUCCAGACCGUUACGAUUGUUAUGUCUUGGAUUGCCACGAAGCGGAACAGAAUCCCUCCGAAAUGUGCUCCAGGCUCUUGGAUACGAUGGGGUCGCCCAUGGCAUUGACUGGUGGCUCAACCAUCCGAAUACCAGCAUGCUUUACUGUGAGCUCAUGCAAUUGAAGCUUCAAGACCGGGUACCCGAGCCUGAAGUCCUAAGAACGCGCUAUUUCGAUCGUAUUCUCGCUGAUGAAGAAGCCACAACCGAUAUUCCCGCUGCCUGGUUUGCCGAAGAGCUCUUGCAAGCAUAUCCGGAUGCGAUGGUUGUCCUCAAUCGGCGUCGCGAUGUGCAAGAUUGGAAGAAUAGCUUCCGCGCAUCAGUCCUACCGAUGAUGCAAAGCUGGAAGUACUGGCUUGCAAGCUGGUUUAAUGCAGAAUUAUUCUGGGGCGUGUGGUUGACCGACAUGGGACAUCGGAAAUUCCUUUUCCAAGGGGAUUUCGAGAAAAAUGGCGAAGCUGCCUAUCUAGGCCACUAUUCGAAUCUCGAGAAGAUCCUUCAGGCGGAAAAACGGCCUUAUCUUGAUUGGUCUGUUGAUGAUGGCUGGUAUGGUCCGCCCCCUUCCUUGGCACCGCUGUGUAGUUUUUUGAGCCUCCCGGAGCCAGAUGCACCGUUUCCGAAGGGAAAUAUAGCCGCGGAGUUCGGCCCAAAACUGAUGACUGUGGAUGCCGCUCGGUUCAACAAAGCAAUCAAAAAUUGUCUCAUACUGUUGUCCUGUCUGAUAACACCUGUGGCUGUAUGGUGGAAUAUGUAA